GUGAGUCGCAAUUGGGCGCACGCACACACACCUCCUUCCGACACCAGUCCUUCCAGGGCCCGGUACACAAAUAGACAGUGAACCGAGCAGGUGCUAGUUAAUGUAGUAGGUUAAAAUUUACACUAGAGUCUGGUUAAUAUACAAUUGGCGCAGACUUCACCCUGACAAGUUGCUUGGGUGCUUCUACGUCAUCGCGUGCUUGAAUGAAUUACAUUACGUGAAAGACCGCUGAAUUUUAACGCAUUUCAUCGCAGGACGGGCCCGAGUAACUAACCAAGGUUAUAAAUCGAUUAAAACCGAGUUAUCUCUGCUAUAAACCUGAAGUGAAGGUGCUUUAGGCUGCGUUUAAAUCAGUGAUGGACUUCCUCGCUGGCUGCAUGGGAGGUGCCGCCGGGGUCCUCGUUGGACAUCCGUUUGAUACGGUUAAGGUUCGUCUUCAGGUCCAGAGUAUAGAUAAACCUCUUUACAGAGGCACCAUUCAUUGUUUCCAGUCAAUCAUACGUCAGGAGUCUGUGCUUGGUCUUUAUAAAGGCAUUGGAUCUCCCAUGAUGGGCUUAACGUUUAUCAACGCCAUUGUCUUCGGUGUGCAGGGUAACACCAUGCGCUGGUUGGCCGAGGACACACCCAUGAAUCAGUUUCUAGCGGGGGCAGCGGCCGGCGCCAUACAAUGCGUCAUUUGCUGCCCCAUGGAACUGGCCAAGACCCGUAUGCAGAUGCAGGGCACUGGCGAGAAGAAGUCAUCCACGAGAAAGCUGUACAAAAACUCACUGGACUGCCUGGCUCGCAUCUACCAGCGCGAGGGUCUGCGGGGAGUCAACCGCGGUAUGGUUACCACUAUGAUCCGAGAGACCCCGGGCUUCGGCGUCUACUUCCUGGCGUACGAUCUGCUGACGCGCUCGCUGGGAUGCGAGCCGGAGGACCCGUACAUGAUUCCAAAACUACUGUUUGCCGGCGGCAUGUCGGGAAUCGCGUCGUGGCUCUCUACGUACCCCGUGGACGUGAUAAAGUCUCGCCUCCAGGCCGACGGGGUGGGGGGGAAGUACCAGUACAGCGGCAUCAUGGACUGCACGCGGAAGAGCAUCGAACGCGAAGGCUUGCGAGUUUUCACGCGCGGACUGACUUCCACCCUCCUCCGGGCUUUUCCGGUCAACGCCGCCACGUUUGCGACCGUCACCCUUUUCCUCAUGUAUAUGCGACCCGACGAGGGCCCUAAAGACUGCGAAACGGCUCCUGCGCAUCACGCGGCACUGCAGCAGCAAACGCAGCCAACCAGUCUGUGAGUAACUUUUUCUGACCACCUGACGGAAGGAACUAGUUCCCAACUCGUGGCUGACCUGUUACUGAAACGUUGUUAUGCAAUGUGCAUAUCUACCCACUGCAAACAGAAUUGCACAACUUUCUGUAAACAUGUACAAAAAUUUGAUCUCUAUAAACUGCAUUUGUAAAUAUAUUUUUUAUAUUCCAUAAUAUUUAACAAAACUGCAUUCUCUUUUCUGCCUUACAAGAACAGAGAGAAAGGACGAAUCCGACCUUUGAAAGUUUUACGAUUUACCUUUUUUGUUUAACUUGGCAGAACUAGAUAAACUAGUCUCUUGGCCUUGCAGAUACCUGCUACGCUGAAAAGAUGCAAAGUGAUCUCUAAACAAAGCUUAGCAAACUCUCAUUCAUUCAUACAGCACCAGGUGGGGUUUAAAUUGACGCAAAGAAAAGACUAGAAAGACUUUUUUUUGUUUGUUUUAUACAAUCAAGCACAGUGCUCAAACAGUACUAGUUUUAAUCAUGGCGUCUACUUUUGGGCCAAACCCCCAGGCUUAAUCCUGCCAACCUAACCAAUAAAAUCGACUAUUUGGCACUAGAAAAUUUUUCUAGCAAAUUUGUUAUUGCAAUAUUUUUUUUAAUAUUCUGAAAUGUAAAUCCAAGCUGCUUUCCAACCCUUUUUUUAUUGAAAAUAUAAAUGAAACUUUGGCCCACUAUUACAUUUUUUUACUUCAACGCUGGAUGAAGUUUUCUCGCAUUAUCAGUCUUCCAAAAAAAAAACGGACAAUUUGAAAGAACCUCAGUUGAUUAUGUUCUCACACUUGAGUCCAUGUAGCUUAACUUUAUGGUUUCUGUUGUUCACAACCAAAGGUUUUUGUCCUACACCCAAUUCUUUUCCUUCCAUGUGUGUUACAUAAAGGAGGUGUGGAUGGGCAGUGCUGAAAAUGAUUGCAAUAUUUGCAUGUUUUCUGUGUAUCAGUACUGCUAUUAUAAUAUUCAAAUGGCCUGCUGUAUUUGAGUCACAUCUUUAAAUGAACUACUGCAUGUGGGUUGUUACUGUAAGAUCAGUAUAUAUUUUAUGUUUGUAUAUAUCUAGGCUUUAUAUUUUUUCCGCGUGUAAAUAGGUGUGUUGCAUAUGUUUGUCGUCAGAAGUCCUGACGUUGAAAUGCACCUUGAGAAAGAACUGUAUGAGGGCAUUUUAAAAAAAUGUGCUGCUGUUUUUGUAAAUGUUACAUGGUUGUAUGUUUUAAUGUAAAUAUUUAGUAUUCGAUUGUGAACGGUUACAACUAAAUACUUAAAUGUCCGUGAGAAAUGUAAAUAAGCGGUGUAAACUGUAUUUUAUGGAGUUAAAUCGGUUGCAAUAGUACUUAAGUGAGUUUUAAUUGUAAUAGAUUCUUAUUUUCCUGUCUGUUAUUACUGCUGUUGCUGAAGAGACAGAACAAUAGAAAGUUUGAGAAAUUGCUGUCUUAUUUUUGUAAGAAAAGCUCAGUUCAGCAUUGCUCCCAUUUGAAAUGUAGUUGUCCUCAACCAGUUUACAAAUUGCUUUUGGUCGACUUAAAUGAAAUGUGAAAAUAAAUGGGAUAAAACAAA
Paramisgurnus dabryanus is the source of this 2847-nucleotide messenger RNA. RefSeq names its product solute carrier family 25 member 29 (gene slc25a29). Lineage: Eukaryota; Metazoa; Chordata; Actinopteri; Cypriniformes; Cobitidae. Gene Ontology annotation, cellular component: mitochondrion. Gene Ontology annotation, molecular function: high-affinity L-arginine transmembrane transporter activity. Gene Ontology annotation, biological process: mitochondrial L-ornithine transmembrane transport. The record is from RefSeq and is a predicted model, not a curated record.